Molecule: messenger RNA, 2073 nt
Organism: Brassica napus (rape)
Lineage: Eukaryota; Viridiplantae; Streptophyta; Magnoliopsida; Brassicales; Brassicaceae
Exons: 1
Coding region: 129-449 (106 amino acids)
Source: RefSeq, a predicted model, not a curated record
UCCAUCGUCAAUCUAUCCUCAAGAUUAGAGAAUCAUAUAUUCAAAAACUGUUAAAUUUUUUAUCAUUCUUUCAUCUUUUAAAAUAUAAGUUACUGCAUAACAGUUUUGGAGCCAUAGAUUGGUCAGAAAUGGAGAUCAAAUCGGUGGCGUGCGAGUGUUGCGGCUUAACGGAAGAUUGUACACAAAACUACAUUAAUAAGGUCAAAGCUAAUUUUUCCGGAAAAUGGCUUUGUGGGCUUUGCUCCGAGGCGGUGAGUGACGAAUUCAGCCGUGAUCGGAAGAUGACGACAGUGGAGGAAGCUGUCAACGCCCACGUUUCGUUUUGUAGUAAGUUUAAAGCCAACCCGGCAGAACUCGUUGCAGACGGCAUGAGGCAGAUGCUACGUAGGAGGUCCGGUGAGUUGUUGCCGGCGAAGUCCAAGAAGUUUGGAAGAUCUAAAACCACGUAGUUGCGUUUACACAUCUUUUUCCCUCGUUAUUUUCUUCGCUUUUAUAGUGUUGGCUAAUGUACAAUAUUAUAAAAUAUAAAAUCAUAACACUCAAAAAACUAUUCAGAUAUUGUUAAUUAUAACUUUAAAAUAUAAACAAAAAUACUGGAGUACCGUUUGACACACAAAUAGUGACAUGCAAUGUUAUUGAACCUGAAUCUAGAAAGCGAACCAGAAACAUCUUCCAAGUCACCGAUUACUAGAUCGACCAAUCCGACCGUUGAUUAAUAGAUGAAUAAACUUAUAUAUUCUAUCAUUCUAUGAAUUUAGAAAAACAAAUCUUGAAGAGAUUGGUGAAAACACUUUUAAGUAUUUUUUUAAGCCUCCCUCUCGGUCAUUUUCUUCAGUCGGGUAGUUUGUGUAUUGCUUUUGUUGUCGAGGCGCUUAUGUUCUUUCGGUUACUCGGCCCAGUAACCGUAAUUGUCUUCUCCGAUAAUUCCUAUUUGUGUAUUUACAUCUGGUUAUAAGUAUUUUUUUUAUCUCUAUCAUUGUUUAUGUUCUCCUAUAUGAAACAUAUAACAUUUAUGUUACCACGUUAAAGCAUAUAUAAAGUAGAUUCAGUUUUUAUACGAUACUAUUAUUGUUAACAUGCUAACUUGUAAUAUAACAUGGUAAUUUUUUUUUUCUGUUAACUAUAAUAUUAGUUGGUUAACUUUAUGUUUUAUCCGUUAAAUAAUUUAGUAAAUUGAUAAAUAAUACUAAAGUAUAUAGUCUAUUAUUAAGUUAACUAUUUGUUUAACGCUUUAUAAAGAAAUAUAACUUGAUAACAAAAUUCGUAACAUGUAAAAAUAGUAUUACAUGUUGACAAAAUUUGUAACAUGUUAAAAAUAUAUUUAGCCGCUAACAAAACUAUAUGGCAAACUACAUAAUAAAUGUAUUGUUUUCUGUAAUUUUCACACAUAUUAAGAAAACACAUUAAACUACCAUAAUAAAUGUAUCGUUUUCUGUAAUUUUCAAUUUUCAAUAACUUUUAACCAAUAGUAAUUCAAUAAAGACAAUUAAUUUUCUUGAAGUUUACAAUUUUUUCAUAGAAAACACAAAAAAUACAUCUUUCUGAAACAAACGUUUUUUCUAGAAAGUCUAUUAUUAAGGAACGGAGGGAGUAUCAGCUAACAAAAAUUAUUAUUUUUGGAAAAUAAUAAAUAUUAAAAAUUUGCUGAAUUAUGUUUAUCAUCUAUAUCUAUCUUUACAUAAAAUGUACAUGUAUUAUAUACUAAUUUUGAGUAAAUUAGUUUCUAUGGUUCAAAAGGAAAAUACUCUCUAAAUUCCAUCGGCAAACCCGAUUAAAAAAAUAUGGGUGGUGGAGAAUUGCCUAGUGUCAGAUCUAUGGUUCAAUAGGAACCUAUGUGAUCUCUGAUAAAAUUUGAAGCCCCCACGUCAUUGUACUCUCUCUGCUCAAGCUUCCAAGGGCAAAACGGUAAGUAUCUAACCGCAAUUGCAAGACUUUGACUUUUAUUAUCACAUCAUGGAUAAGUUUCUAAUUUGGAUUUUCAUUUGGAGUAUUUCCCUAAAUCUCUCAAAUUAAAAUUUUAUGGUUGUAAUAAGAGUUAAAGCUAAGAGAGAAUUGGUGAAAUAACCAAAAACA